AGAUCUUGUUGCAUUCGAACACGGACUGCUUCAGUAUAUAAGGAGUCAUGAAUGGUGCUGAACAUUGUGCAAUCAUCGGCGAACAUCCCCACUUCUGACCUUAUGAUGGAGGGAAGGUCAUUGAUGAAGCAGUUGAAGAUGGUUGGGCCUGAGACACUACCCUGAGGAACUCCUGCAGAGAUGUUCUGGAGCUGAGAUGAUUGACCUCCAACAACCACAACCAUCUUCGUUUGUGUCAGGAGUGAUUAUUGCACAAAUGGAAGGAAUCAACUUCAUUACACUUUUACUCUUGUGGGUUCCGUUAUCCACAGAUGGUAAAUUCACAGUUACUGGACCAGCACACCCUGUUGUAGCCAUUGUGGGUGAAGAUGUUACAUUGGGAUGUCAGGUUAUGCCAAGUUUACCCGUCAACAACAUGGUGGUGCGAUGGCUUAAAUCAGACCUUGGUUCAGCUGUACACACAUACAGAAAUGGAGAAGAUGACACUGCUGCUCAGGAUUCUGACUAUAGAGGAAGGACUGAACUGUUUAAAGAUGAGCUGCCCAAAGGAAACAUUUCCCUUAAAGUAAAAAAUACAAGAGUAUUUGAUGACGGCAAAUACAGAUGUUCAGUUGAUGAUGAAACAGAUUUUGAAGAAACUGUGAUAGAAUUGAAAGUGGGAGGUUUGGGGCGUAAGCACUGGAUCCAGAUAGAUGGAUAUAAGAAUCAAGGAAUUCAGCUUGUGUGCGAAUCUAAUGGAUGGUUCCCAAAGCCAGGGCUACAGUGGACCAGUGCAGCUGGACAAAAUUUAACAGCAGAGUCUGAAAUAAGUUACCACCAGGACUCCAAAGGACUGGUUACUGUGCAGAGCACUGUAUCUGUAACACAAGAUUCAACAAACAGCUUCAAGUGUCUCAUACAGAACAACCUAUUGAAAAAAGAACAAGAAGCAACUAUCCAGAUAUCGGCUGAAUUUUUCCCAUCUGUUUCGGGCUGGUUGGUUUUUUUAUCUCUGAUGCUCAUUCUUCUAAUAAUAACUUUUAUUGCUGGGAUCAUUUGGAUUGUGAGAAAAUACAGACACAUCAAAGAACUUGAACGUGACAAAUCUAUCAAAAAAUAUGACCAGUGGAAAUCUCUUAUUGAAUCAGAUUGGACAAACAUUUCAGAGUGCAAGGUCAAUGUAAACCUGGAUACGGAAACAGCAAACCCAAGCCUUGAAAUAUCUAAGGAUAUGAAAAAUGUAAGAUUAACCCGGAAAGCGACGAAUGUCCAUGACAGUGAAGACAGGUUUACAGUCUUGGAAUCUGUGAUGGGAUCAGAUGGAUUCACAUCAGGCUCACAUUACUGGGAAGUGGAGGUUGUGGGGAAUCGACACUGGUAUGUGGGAGUGGCCAAGGAGUCUGUGCAACGGAAGACAGAAAUCCAGUUGACACCAAUGAAUGGAUUCUGGACAAUUGGGAGGACUGAGGAUCAAUUUCAGUCAAAUUCUGAUGAAAAAUCUAAUAUCACAGUGUAUGAGAUUCCCAAGAAGAUUGGUGUUUAUCUCAGUUAUGAUUCUGGGAUAGUUUCAUUUUAUAGUGCCAAUACCAAGUCUUACCUCUACUCUUUCACUGGGUGUAAAUUCACAGAGAAAAUUUAUCCUUUCUUGACUACGGAGCACUGUAACAAAUGGCUGAGAAUCUGCUCAGUUCAGGAUUAGUUCUUUUUAAAAGGUCCCUGACCUCAUGCUUUCUUCAAGGCAGGUUCCAGGUUAACACAGUUAGCUAAAGGAACCCAUCAAAUGUGUAAAUAUGAAAGUCAAUCUUGGAUUCUAAGAUAAGAUUUACAGAAAAUGUCAAAAGUGCUUUUGAGUGAUUAUGACAAUUAUUGUUAAUAGGCUGAGAAUCUCAUGAAAAGAAACCAGUAACUUCAGAGAAAAAAAUAAUUUCUAGUAAGAGAUUUUUUAAAACUUGUCUAACAAUUAUCUGUUGAAUCUGUGAAUGAUGUUAGCAGCUUAGUUCAAAACUGAAUAAAUUCAGCUGUUUGUAUUUUCCUUUCUAUUUACUGUCAUGGGUAAUUUUCUAGAUUUUUUAAAAAUACACAUGUAUUUAAAAACUGAAGAUAUAUUGUUUUGCCUUAAAUAUAAAAGCACUUUGCAAUAUGUUGGUCGCUUGGUGUGAAAUUGUAACAUUUGAGUGUGCAAGCAACGGGCCAAACUGCCUGUUUCCACACUGUAGGGAUUCUAUGAUCAUUAAUAUUUUGUCAGAGAUUUAUAUAUUUUUAAUAAACCAUAUUAAAACAUUA
This is a messenger RNA of Rhincodon typus (whale shark), 2262 nucleotides long. RefSeq names its product butyrophilin subfamily 1 member A1-like. The record is from RefSeq and is a predicted model, not a curated record. The transcript is spliced from 9 exons. Gene Ontology annotation, molecular function: protein binding. Bases 197 to 1678 code for a protein of 493 amino acids. NCBI's taxonomy places the organism in Eukaryota, Metazoa, Chordata, Chondrichthyes, Orectolobiformes, Rhincodontidae.